This is a messenger RNA of Moneuplotes crassus, 257 nucleotides long. The record is from the annotation of a GenBank genome assembly. NCBI's taxonomy places the organism in Eukaryota, Ciliophora, Spirotrichea, Euplotida, Euplotidae.
UUUCUAUAACUAUAGUCAGCUCCAAGGUAUCAGAAUGGGGUUUCAAGAAAUUUAUAGUUACAAGGGCAUAACCCGAUCUUGUUGUGUACUUGUAUAUCUUCAAUACAAGCAUUGGUUGAAAAUUGGGAUUGGAAGAGUAAAUACUAUGAUUGGAUAUUCUGCGAAAGUAAGCCCGGGCAGUGGUCCCCUUCCCUUUUGAUAAAUGAGUGUCCUUCACUCUCUGUCCUAAACAUUGGUUUCAUGGAACCUGCAUUGAC